Salvelinus sp. IW2-2015 is the source of this 675-nucleotide messenger RNA. Its product is annotated as arsenite methyltransferase. Gene Ontology annotation, molecular function: arsenite methyltransferase activity. The record is from RefSeq and is a predicted model, not a curated record. Gene Ontology annotation, biological process: toxin metabolic process; arsonoacetate metabolic process. Gene Ontology annotation, cellular component: cytosol. Lineage: Eukaryota; Metazoa; Chordata; Actinopteri; Salmoniformes; Salmonidae.
GGUACAGAGAACCAGGAAGUUAACAUUUUGUUAUGACAAGUCGUAAAAUGAACUUUGAUUCCAAUGUUUAUUUAUUAGACUUAUGUAAUAAUUAGGGUCAUUUGGACCACAAUGGCUGAAUGCAAGAAAGAACACGGGGAAUGUGGGAAAGGCUGUUUCGUUGAUUCAGCGAUUCAUGUGGAUGUCAAGGACUACUAUGGGAAGACCCUGAAGAAAACGUCUGACCUGAAGAGUAAUGCCUGCUUAGCCCCGUCUCAGCCCAUCCCAGCCUUCAUCCUCAAGGCUCUGAAGAAGAUCCAUCCUGAAGUCACAGCCAAGUACUAUGGGUGUGGGCUGGUGGUCCCAGAGUGUCUGGAGGGCUGCAGGCUGCUGGACCUGGGCAGUGGCAGUGGGAGAGACUGCUACAUGCUCAGCCAACUGGUCGGGGAGAAGGGCCACGUCACAGGCAUCGACAUGACUGAGGACCAGCUUGAGGUUGCCAGAAAGUACGUGGACCACCACACGCAGGAGUUUGGAUACGGGAAGCCCAACGUGGACUUUGUUCAGGGCUACAUCGAGGCUCUAAAGGAGGCUGGACUCAAGGAGAACUCCUUCGAUAUCAUCAUAUCCAACUGUGUGGUGAAUUUGUCCCCAGACAAGAGAAAAGUAUUGAGUGAUGCUUACCACGUGCUGAAG